Molecule: messenger RNA, 2129 nt
Organism: Pungitius pungitius (ninespine stickleback)
Lineage: Eukaryota; Metazoa; Chordata; Actinopteri; Perciformes; Gasterosteidae
Gene: otud6b
Product: OTU deubiquitinase 6B
Exons: 8
Coding region: 173-1072 (299 amino acids)
Biological process (GO): protein deubiquitination
Molecular function (GO): cysteine-type deubiquitinase activity
Source: RefSeq, a predicted model, not a curated record
UCAAAGCUCCGCCCUGCUUUUUCUUCGCUUCCGGUCAAAGCCAUAUCAGCACGUUUUAUUUUGUAUUUAUUGUGGAUUAUACAUUUAGUAUAUAUUUAUCCUUUUUAAGUCUUAUGACAGGGAUAUCAUAAGACGUCUUUUGUCUAAAGGCUAAAGUUCACAGCGUCGAGUCAUGGAGGAGGAGACGGUGGAGACACCGGAGGAGCAGCUGGCGAAGCAGCACCGCAAAGAAAAGAAAGAUGCGCAAGCUAAAAUCCAGAGCAUGAAAAAUGCAAUCCCCAAAAAUGACAAGAAAAGGAGGAAACAGUUGACAGAGGAAAUUGCAAAAAUUGAGACUGACCUGAACCAGAAACAUGACGAAGAAUUGAGGCAACUCAAAUCCAAAACCAACACAGAGGUAGAGGUGUUAAAUGGAGUGGAGACGAUGAAGAUAGCUGAUGGAGAUGAACAAGAGGAGGGGAAACAACCACGUCUAACCAAGGCCCAGAAAAGAAGGGACAAGAAGGCUGCCGAGGAGAAGGAGAGAGAGAGCAGGAUCGCAGAGGCUGAGGUACAAAACCUGCAGGGUGUGAGGCACCAGGAGGGUUUAAAGCUGGCCCAGAAACUCGCACAGCGACAGCUUCAGAUCAAAGAGAUCUCCUCUGAUGGCCACUGCAUGUAUCGUGCCAUUGAAGAUCAGCUUGCAAAGCGUUCAGAGCCCGGAUCAAUCACCAGCGUGAAAGAACUGCGGUCCAGCACUGCUCAGCGCAUGAGAGGCUAUGCUGAUGACUUCCUCCCUUUCCUCACCAACCCCAACACCGGUGACAUGUACACAACAGAUGAGUUUGACAAAUACUGCAGUGAUGUGGAGCACACAGCAGCUUGGGGUGGACAACUGGAAUUGCGAGCUUUGACCCAAGUGCUUCACCUGCCAGUCGAAGUGAUCCAGGCCGACUCCGCAACCAUAAAAAUUGGGGAGGAAUUUGAUAGUGAACCCAUCACCCUUGUCUAUAUGCGUCAUGCCUAUGGACUAGGAGAGCACUACAACUCUGUGGAGGGCCUGAAGGAGCCGCUCAACGCAGAGGAGAGCUGAGAGACCGCUGAUUCGUGGUGUGAUAUUAACCAAUGUGUGUUCGAAGAGCCCUAAAUACAAACGUAUUUGGAGAGACCCCCCCCCCCCCCCUUCAAUACAAGCUGGGUUAAUAGAGAAUAUUGCCGUUGUCUGAGUAGCUUUCGCCAUACAGAAUGGUAUGUGUCUGUUCAGAAUUCAAAAGAUGUCAAUGAGGACUGUGAAAUCUAGUUGGGAAAACAGUAUCAUUGUGCUAAUGAAAUGCAGUAUAAGUAACGUGUCAAUGAUUUUAUAUUGGACGGCCUUGGUCCUAAUGACCACCAGGGUUUAUUUCAGUCAAUUGGGGAAAGCAGCGUGUACAGCAUACCUAUGACAUCAGUUGGCACUACUUUAAUCUAGUUGGUGAACAGAUGUUGAUCAUUCAUGUCCCCCAAAUGUCAACAGAGUCACUGAGGGUUUUUUGAUCUUCUUUAAUGUUCUUGGAAUGAACAGAAUGAUGAUUUUACAUACACACAUACAAUACUAAUAAGUUAUGUCAUUGCUGUAUUUUUUUGGGGUGAAAUAUUACAAGUUGUAAUCUGUUGUUAAAACAAUACUGAUUUCAUUAUCAGACUGUGGAAGCUGGCUAUUACUUUCCUUUAACUGAAGGUGAUCAUAUGGCAUCUAUUAAUUCUUAGCAGGUGUUUGGCAAGAAUUAUCUGUACUCCUGUCUCAGUUAUUUUAUUCUAAAUAGAUGUGACAUUUUACCACAGAUGGUCUCUCUCAGGCCUAUUGAAGUGGUCAGUUUAAUUAAAUAGUUAAAACAUAUGUAAUUACUGUGAUGGUAAAAACAACACACACAAACUAGGCAACAGAAAAUGUCAACAAUGACACAUUAAUAACUUAUAGUUCAUCCUUGUAUACUGUUCAUUUAAGUAUUUUUUUUAAAUCUUAAAUUCAAAUGACGUGGGAUAUAUAUUCAUAUUAUUGUAUCUAUUAAGUAUUUAUUUGACAUAUAUGAGUGCCAGUUAUGUACUGUAGGUGUAUGUUCUAUACUGAAUUCAUUUACUUUAUGAAGAAAAAUAAAUCUAUUGUUUGAUUG